AUGUUGCCGGUAUCAAAAUUUAAAACUAAGGAGGGCAAGAACUCUAGAUUUGAUUUUCGCAAACUCGGCCUCAAGUACUGUGAUCUACCAACUAUGAUAGAAAACGUAGCCAUAUUCCUCAGGGUGUUGACCCUUAAUAUUGAUAAUAGGCACAAGGAACGAAUACCUCUCUGGUCCUAUCUCGUCACCAUCAGCACAGCUUCAGCGUACUUCUUCGUGUUCGUAGUCUCAGCUAUUUGGUUCGUAAAGGAGCGGUGCGUGGCCGAACACGACCUCUUGAAAGGCAUCAUUAUGUUCUCGCUGUGCGUCUCGAGUGAGAUCGGCAACGCUAAGGAUAUUAUCAGAAAAAUUGUAGAUGAGAGUUUAGAGUUUGAUGCAAAAAUUGUUCCCGGGAGUCGGUUUUCUAAUAAAGUUUUGAAAUCUAUGAGGAAGGCCAAGUUACGGGCCAUGGUUUACUGGUUCAUCAUCAUGGGGAAUGGCAUGGCGUAUGUUGGCAAGCCCCUCUUCACUCCCGGCAGACAUUUUAUGGAUAAUGUGUUCACUCUUUAUGGUCUAGAACCGAUGGAGAAGUCUCCCAACUUCGAAUUCGGUUACGCCCUAGUCGCCGCCAGCGUCUGGUUCCUUUGCUAUGUCCCAGCCAACGUCACCUCCGUGCUCAUAGUCUUCGCGGGCUACAUCGAAGCACAAAUGCUGGCCCUCACUCAAGAACUGCUCCACAUCUGGGCCGACGCCGAACAACACUACGCCAAUAUCAACCUUAGCACGUUAAAAAGAGGGACGUUUCUCGACGCCAAAUUCAAGAAAAGAGUCAUCAACGAGUUUAUAGCUAUGCGACUCCAUGAUAUAAUAAGGAAGCAUGCGACGAAUGUGCGCAUUCUACAUUUGCUGGAAGAAGUAUUUAAAGGGGCGAUAGCUUUCGAAUUCCUGUUCCUAAUAAUGGGUUUGAUAGCUGAGCUGCUGGGUGGUCUGCAGAACACGAUUUUAGAGAUGCCGUAUGCAUUUGUGCAGGUAGCUAUGGACUGUUGGACUGGCCAGCGAGUAAUGGACGCCAGUGCACAAUUCGCAGCAGCUGUGUACGCUUGCAACUGGGAGAUGUUUGACGUCCCGAAUAUGAAGAUUGUACUGCUGAUGCUGGCUAGUGCACAGAAGACGAUGAAACUCUCUGCUGGGGGCGUGACGAUGCUGAGUUUCGAAUGCCUCAUGAGUGUUGUUAAGAAUAUUUAUUCCGCCUACACGACACUGCGAUCUGCUUUUACUAUUAAUUUGCAUGCACAUUAG
Molecule: messenger RNA, 1278 nt
Organism: Ostrinia nubilalis (European corn borer)
Lineage: Eukaryota; Metazoa; Arthropoda; Insecta; Lepidoptera; Crambidae
Exons: 4
Coding region: 1-1278 (425 amino acids)
Biological process (GO): sensory perception of smell; detection of chemical stimulus involved in sensory perception of smell
Cellular component (GO): plasma membrane
Molecular function (GO): odorant binding; olfactory receptor activity
Source: RefSeq, a predicted model, not a curated record